Mya arenaria is the source of this 688-nucleotide messenger RNA. RefSeq lists its product as uncharacterized. Lineage: Eukaryota; Metazoa; Mollusca; Bivalvia; Myida; Myidae. The record is from RefSeq and is a predicted model, not a curated record. The transcript is spliced from 2 exons. The coding region runs from base 71 to 448 and encodes 125 amino acids.
UAAAUACUUCUGAAUGUUUUAAAACAUCCAGCUUUAAUAUUGAGCGUUUAAGAAUAAAUACUUUAUAGAAAUGAAGCUGCCGGUGCUUUGUUUGUUAUUGUUGUCGGUGUGGGGUGCCGUGAAGGCUCAGGAUAGGCUGAUUUACGACAUAAGUUCAAAGCCUAAAUGCACGGUAGUCAACCGGGGACCAACCAGAAAAUGUCAAUGGGCCGCAGGACUAGAUAUGACAGAUCUGGCUGUAGAAAGGGGCCGAAUCGUUGCCUACAAGAUCCGUUGGUUCAGUGGAAGAUGGUCUGGCUGGUAUGUCCCGGGACUUAACGAUAUCGACGAGAAAUUCAACCCCAGCUCAAAACCAUGUCCUAUGGCAUACAAAGCGAACAGUAUGAGACGAAGAUGGGCCAACUUCUACGACCAUACGCACGAGUUCAUCAUUUGCAAACCCAACUAAAUUACACAACAUGUUGCCAAUGAUGCAGUACGAGAACUACUUAUACAUAUAUUGGGUCUUAAAACAUCUUCUUGUUACAUGAUGUAUAAUUAUUCCGUAAAUGUCACUUUAUCAUUUCAAAUAUUAAAUGAUUUGAAGUCUUUCAACAAACCCACUGGAAAAAGAAGUUACAUACUUCAGUCUGUAUUUACUUUAUUGAUUGAUAUCAACUAGAGUUGCCAAUAAAAGUUAAGAACUGCA